AAUAAAAGGUCACCACAUGCACAUGCAUGUAGAGAGAGAGCCUAGCCCUAGGCCCUUCUAAGACUACUUUAAUCUAGUAUCUACUUUCGUAUUUCAGAAAAUGGGGAAACUAAAUGUAUCGAUGUUACGUUACCUUUCAAAAGAGGAUUUUCGUGUUCUUACAGCACUAGAAAUGGGGAUGAAGAACCAUGAGAUAGUCCCUUCAAACUUGGUUGCAUCGAUUGCCAAUCUUCGUCAUGGAGGAUGCCAUAAAGUCCUGAAAGAGCUUGUCAGAAAUAAACUGAUUGCUUGGGAGCACGGAAAAGUUUCUGGAUAUCGGCUAACCUAUCCCGGGUAUGACUAUCUUGCAUUGAAGGCUCUUGCUGCCCGCGAUUCAGUGGCAUCAGUUGGCAAUCAAAUAGGAGUCGGCAAAGAAUCAGAUAUCUACAUCGUUGCCAAUAAUGAUGAUGAACAGUUGGCUCUCAAGUUACAUAGACUUGGGAGGACGUCAUUUCGUAAAUUGAAAGAGAAGCGUGACUAUCUUGGAAAGAGAAAGAGUGCAUCUUGGCUCUACUUAUCUCGCCUCGCUGCUAUGAAAGAGUUCGCAUUUAUGAAGGCUUUGUAUGAUCAUGGCUUCCCUGUACCCAAACCAAUAGACUUCAACAGACAUUGUGUGGUCAUGGAACUCAUGAAUGCAUAUCCAUUAAAUCAAGUGCACACGAUAGAAGACCCUGCCUCGGUGUAUGAUGACCUGAUGAACCUUAUUGUGAGAUUAGCUAAUCACGGUCUCAUCCAUGGCGAUUUUAAUGAGUUUAAUCUCAUGCUCGAUGAUCAGGAUCAAAUCACUCUCAUCGACUUCCCUCAGAUGGUCUCCACAUCUCAUGAAAAUGCAGAAUGGUAUUUCAACCGUGAUGUACAGUGUGUCAAGGACUUCUUCAGUAGAAGAUUCAACUAUGAAAGUGAACUCUACCCAAAGUUUUCAGAUAUAAUAUGUGAAAGCACAUUGGAUGUUGACGUGGCAGCCAGUGGUUUCUCAAAAGAGAUGGAACAAUCUCUACAAGAGGCUACUACUGCACUAAAGGAGGAUGAAGAUGAUGAUGGUGAUGAUGAAGAUGAUGAUGAAGAUGAUGAUGAUGAUGAUGAUGGAGAAGAGGAGGAUGAGAAAAGAGAUGAAGAAGAAAUGGAGAACCCUAUUGAUAGACUCACAGAUAUCGAUGGUGAAGAAGAAAUUUGUAAAGACCUUCAAGCUUCCAGGAGAGGCCAGUCGUCAGAGCUAGCCUCUUCUACGGUACAGGAAGAUUUUAGUGACAAUACAGAAAAGCAUAUGAGUGGGACUGAUGAAAGAAUAGACGACGAUGCCGAAGAGCAGUGCACUAUAGAUGGGACUGAGGAAGUAGAGAGUGGAGGAGAGAAAGAAAAUGAUAGCGAAGAUGAUGAUCUUGAAGACAUUGGUGCAUCUAACAAGCAGUAUAGACCGCAUCGGAGUGAAGCCAGCAUGUCGAAGGUCAACGCUCACUCAAUGAAUGCCCGUUCAAGAAACAGUGAUAGCGUCAGCUCCUAUGCAUCGACUUCCUCGACGAUGGACCCCGCCCUUGUGAGGUCAAAGGUCAGGAGUAACUUGCAGAAGAAGAAGAAAGCCGCAGUGAGGCACAGGUUAGCUAGGAAAGGAGAAGCAGCUCAGACAACCGCUAAGAGGAGAGAAAAUAGAGACAAUGUUAAACAGAGUCUUGGUUCCAUCUGGUAAUGAAGACAGAUACACGAUAAGGGACUAUUUCAUUAGAAAAAUAUUUUAAACACAUUAUCAUUGAUAUUAUUAGAAAUGAGAAGAACUCAUGAUUUGUAUUCUAUAUACCUUUCCAGGUAUUUCCACCCUCAUCAAUACAAUUUAUAUUGUAUUUGUAUUGUAUUGAUAUCUUGUGAGGAAAAUACUACAUAAUCAAAUACAGAGUUACGUCUAUUAAAUCAUUAUUGUCUUAAAUGUUAAAAAAUGAAUCACCUCAUUCCCAAGUAUAGGAUUCGCUGUUGGAGGAGUUGGUUUAUAUGAAGAGUGUUCAGUAAAUCUACUGACCAAAACCAUGGGAACUUAUCCUUCAUAUAAACUUUAAGUUCAUUUUUGUUGAAGAUGCUGCUUGAUUAUUUGGUUCUCUUAUGUGACGAUAGCUCCAAAAUAGUUUCCAACAAACACACUGUAUUCCUUCAGCCUUGGAACCAUAAAGCUACCCCAACCCUAUACUUUCAGUGGGUUGUUGGUCCAAAUACCUGCCGUGACAUGUUUUCCUUCAGCAAGAAUUUUAUUUUAUUUUGCUGCACUCGACCCAGGUGAAAUGAAUGGGUAUCUGGCAGGAUUUAUUUCUUUUUAAAUUUCUUUAGCCUAUUGCCAACUGGAACCAGAUGAUACUUGUACAAAGUCUAUGGGAAUUUCAGUAGUCAGUAGUCAAUUGUUUAAUAGUAGGAGAUACUCUUUAGAAAUUGACCUACCGUAUUAGGGUGAUUCCAUGCUAGAAAAAUCAACUAUUUUCACAACAUUUUUCAACCUAUUGUCCGAACAAACAAAGAACUUCAAUUGGUUUUGUGGUAAUGAUAGAGUACUACUGGGUAGACAUAUGAAAAAUUGACAACCAACAAAAAUAUGCUGUCCAUGGGUGAAUUAGAGGUGAAAAUGUUGCGUGUCGUACAGGACAUUUCUGAGUCCCGUACGACACACAACAUUUUUCACCCAUAAUUCAGCCAUAAUCAAAUAUUUAUUGUUGGUAAUCAGUUUUUCAGCUGACUACCCACUAUAACUUAAUUAUUGACCAACAAUAAUAUUUCAUUGCUCAAGCAAUCAGCUAAGAGACUAGAAAUUGUUGACAAAAUGUCCCGUACGACACGUAUGGAAUCGCCCAUUACCAUAUCAUUACAGAUAUUAUGUUAGUAUUAUGUUGUUACACAUUGGAAAGUCAAUCCUCAAUAUUUUUUAAACACUUAUCAUUUGCAAGCUUCUGUGAGUGAAAUAUUACAGUAUCAUUGGCAACAUUAAAUUUGUUGUAGAAUAUAUGCCAAUUUUGUAGGACUACCUUGUUUUCUUUUAAAAUGGGGCACAUAUUUUAUUUGAACUUCAACAUAUAUGACAAAUAUUUUUCUUUAUUCAGCAGAUUUCAGAGUAAAUAAAUGUUUCUGGUAAAAUCAGAAGAUGAAUAUAAAAUGCCUAGAAAACUAAACUUUGAAAGUCUCCUCUCUGUAUUUCAGGAACAUAAAAUUAGUAUGGACAUUUUCCCUACCUAUCCAAGCAGGGGUUCUGUACCAAGACUUUAUACCCAUUCUGCAUACAAAUUUUGCAACUCGCAUCUCUGAUAGAAAUAACAUCAGUGGUUAUGGAUCAAUCAUUGAGAUUAUUUUCAAUAUUUCAUAUCCCCUCCUUGUCAGCAUAUAAAGGUAGAGGUAGCCAGGUAGGGUAAAGAUCAUUUGAUCAUUGCGGAUCCACUUGUAAUCAAUUCGUAAGAUACCAUUUCUAAUAAUCAUCAAUAUGAAUAAAUUCUUUG
Molecule: messenger RNA, 3500 nt
Organism: Lytechinus variegatus (green sea urchin)
Lineage: Eukaryota; Metazoa; Echinodermata; Echinoidea; Temnopleuroida; Toxopneustidae
Gene: riok2
Product: serine/threonine-protein kinase rio2-like
Exons: 10
Coding region: 101-1723 (540 amino acids)
Biological process (GO): protein phosphorylation; maturation of SSU-rRNA
Cellular component (GO): cytosol; preribosome, small subunit precursor; nucleus
Molecular function (GO): protein serine/threonine kinase activity; ATP binding
Source: RefSeq, a predicted model, not a curated record